Messenger RNA from Achroia grisella, 1292 nucleotides. RefSeq lists its product as uncharacterized. The transcript is spliced from 4 exons. Bases 153 to 1292 code for a protein of 379 amino acids. Gene Ontology annotation, biological process: signal transduction. Gene Ontology annotation, molecular function: protein binding. The record is from RefSeq and is a predicted model, not a curated record. NCBI's taxonomy places the organism in Eukaryota, Metazoa, Arthropoda, Insecta, Lepidoptera, Pyralidae.
GGUUAUAAAUUGUCAUAUCCUAUUUACAUUGUACAAUUUGUUACUAUUUUCCUCAUUCAUAAAUAUUUCUGCAAUAGCUUUACUCUCAAUUUAAUAUGCUUUAAUCAGUACUUUUACUUAUUUGCAAGAGUUGAAAACAAAAUCCAUAUAUAAUGGAACUGGCAAGGGAAUUUGAAAAUGCAGAAACUGUUAGUAUCGACACCUUAGUUCUAGAACAGUUAGUUCAAGAAGAAAGAGACAAGGAAAUAAUAGAACUCAAUUUAUUAAGUAAAAAAGUUUACAACUUACAUACUAGUGUUCUGUAUUAUCGUAAUUCCAAAACGAAGAUGGGAUCUCUGUGUUAUGAUGCUUGGAGGACUCUUGUGAAGAAAGUAGGGGGAACAUCUAAUGGUUGGAGAGAUUUGGGAUUUUUACUUGGGAUAAAACAAGAAGAUUUGGAUUAUAUUAUGAAUUCUAUUCAAGAUGAUCCUAUAGAUAUUGUGCUAAAAUUAUACAGGUUAAAUGAGAAAGCCACAUUAGACAAGAUUUUGGAUGCUUUAGUGAAAAUGAACAGAUAUGACAUAUUAAAGGCACUGGAAGGACCACUUUCAAAUUUGGCUCAAUGUUUUAAUAAAGAUGACAGUGGGUAUGUCAGUAACAGUAAAACAGGACAGAAAGAGAUAAUAAGCUUUAAAAAUCUACCCAAUGAUUUGCCACCUGCACUAAAUAAAAACUAUGUUGCUUCAAAAAAUGAAAGAAAUAGACCUAAUAUACCUAAACCAAUGGUACCUGUGAUAAUGGAUAAUGAAGUUAAAAAUGAUAAACCUAUCCUGUUUCUAACAUUCACAGAAGAUGGUUUUCCUACAGCACUAAACAUUCAGGAGUAUGUUUACAAUUGGACAGAUAUUACAGGUGUCACAGUAAUAACUUUAAACAAUAAAAGGGAUGAAGUGUACCAAAAUCCUGAAAAGUUUAUCAGGGAAUAUUUCGAAAAGGCUACUUUUGUAGUGCCCAUCAUAACAUCUGGUUACCUGAAUGAAAUAACAUCCAACAGACCUGGCGCAUUCAAUACCACUGACAAUCUGGACUUGAAAUAUGCAAAUUUCAUUUAUAAACUUAUAGUAAAUCAUUACAUCCAUGCAAGUGGUUGUCUUAAUAAGAAAGUCAGAACUGUACUUCCACAAAAUGUGGAUGGUGAGGUGUUCACUCACAUUAGUAUGUAUCCAGAGUUGAUGCCAUGGACAUUUGAAACUAAAUUUGAUGAACAAUUCAAGGCUUUCUUGAAAAGUGAUUGCUUAGAAAAUAUAUAUUGA